This is a messenger RNA of Penicillium cataractarum, 1515 nucleotides long. Its product is annotated as alpha-L-arabinofuranosidase B. The transcript has a single exon. Lineage: Eukaryota; Fungi; Ascomycota; Eurotiomycetes; Eurotiales; Aspergillaceae. The record is from RefSeq and is a predicted model, not a curated record. Gene Ontology annotation, biological process: arabinan metabolic process; pectin catabolic process; L-arabinose metabolic process. Bases 1 to 1515 code for a protein of 504 amino acids. Gene Ontology annotation, molecular function: alpha-L-arabinofuranosidase activity.
AUGCUUCCACGAUUCGACCGCGCGUGGGUUAUUGCUCUAAGUCUUGUCGCCAAAGGCUCCCUCGUGUUCGCUGGGCCCUGUGAUAUCUACUCUUCUGGCGGCACACCUUGUGUUGCUGCACACAGCACCACUCGUGCACUAUACAGCUCAUUCACAGGUGCCUUGUAUCAAAUCAAGCGCGGCUCUGACGGUGCCACGACUACCAUCGCUCCUCUUUCUGCCGGGGGUGUCGCGAAUGCCGCCGCUCAAGAUACCUUCUGUGCCAACACUACCUGCCUCAUCACCAUCAUUUAUGACCAGUCUGGUCAGGGGAAUCACCUCACGCAGGCUCCUCCUGGAGGCUUCAGUGGCCCAGACACUAAUGGAUAUGAUAAUCUGGCUAGCGCUAUUGGUGCACCCGUGACGCUCAACGGCCAGAAGGCCUAUGGUGUCUUUAUCUCGCCCGGCACGGGCUACAGGAACAAUGCUGCGAGCGGUACAGCCACUGGUGAUGCGGCAGAGGGUAUGUAUGCUGUCCUUGAUGGCACCCAUUACAAUGACGCUUGCUGCUUCGACUACGGCAACGCCGAAACUAGCAGUACCGACACGGGCAACGGCCACAUGGAGGCCAUCUACUUUGGUGACAACACGGUCUGGGGUACUGGCGCUGGUAGCGGCCCAUGGGUCAUGGCAGAUCUUGAGAAUGGCCUCUUCUCUGGCUUGAGCUCGGGAAACAAUGCUGCCGACCCAUCCGUCAGCUAUCGGUUCCUCAACACAAUUGUUAAGGGAGAAUCUAAUCAGUGGGCAAUCCGCGGUGGCAACGCUGCUUCUGGAUCCCUAUCCACUUACUACAGUGGAGCGCGCCCAAGCGCAUCUGGCUAUAACCCGAUGAGCAAAGAAGGUGCCAUCAUUCUCGGCAUUGGCGGUGACAACAGCCGCGGUGCCCAGGGCACUUUUUACGAGGGCGUUAUGACCUCUGGCUAUCCUUCUGAUGCAACGGAAAACUCGGUACAGGCUAAUAUUGUCGCUGCUAAGUACGCUGCCGGUUCGCUGACUAGCGGGCCGGCCCUGACUGUUGGAUCCUCAAUCUCGCUCCGCGCCACAACCUCUGGCUACACAACACGCUACAUUGCACACAACGGCACUUCUGUAAUCACUGAGGUGGUCUCGUCGUCGAGCUCCACGACCCUGAAAGAGCAGGCCAGUUGGACAGUUCGCACUGGUCUUGGCAAUAGCGCUUGCUUUUCGUUCGAAUCCGUUGACACUCCCGGUAGCUACAUCAGACACUACAACUUUGGGCUCCUUCUCAAUGCCAAUGAUGCCACGAAGCAAUUCUACGAGGAUGCCACUUUCUGCCCACAGUCUGGUCUCAACGGCCAGGGUAACUCAAUUCGGUCGUGGAGCUAUCCGACCCGCUAUUUCCGCCACUACGAGAAUGUGCUUUAUGUCGCGAGCAACGGGGGUGUCGAUACUUUCGAUGCUACUACGUCAUUCAAUGACGAUGUGAGCUGGGUGAUUAGCACUGGUUUUGCUUGA